GCUUGGAUAAACCACUUGCUCCUCAGCAGGUGUCUCCUUAAAUUUUGCAGAGGUAGUUUGUGAAUCACAGCUGUUGCCUCUGACAGUGAAGUGACAAUCUAUCUCUGACUUGUAUGCAGCUGCGAGCAGGAUGGGCUCAUACUGGAGUGCUCGUGAGAGUGAUGAAUGUCCCUGCUGUUCAUUCUUUGUGAAAAUCAUAAGAAUGAAAAAUCUAAGAAAAGCAGAUAUGUUUAGCCAAACCGAUUGCUACAUAAACCUGUCCUUGCCCACUGCUUCCCCGGAGACUGUCCGGACCAAAACUAUUAAGAACUGCAAAGAUCCAGUGUGGAAUGAAACAUUUUGCUUCAGGAUCCAGAGCCAAGUAAAGAAUAUUCUUGAGAUGAAAGUCUAUGAUGAAAAUGCAGUCACUAAAGAUGACCUCCUCUUCACUGUUCUCUUUGAUGUUGCUAAAAUCCAGCUUGGAGAAACUGUUAAUUUGACAUUUCAACUAAAUCCAAAGACGCAGGAGAUCCUAGAGGUUGAGUUUACAUUGGAGAGCAUUCCAGUCCCUCCUGAAAAGCUUGUGACUAAUGGUGUAUUAGUGUCUCGUGAAAUUUCCUGCUUGGAAGUCCUAGUGGACAACAGAUGGACAAAAAAAGAACCUUCAGAAAAAGACUUCUUGUUUUCACUGAAGGGAUCAUAUGAGAAGAGCCAGACCCUGUCACUGGGCUCUUUCUGGCAACCUCUGAAGCCCCUGAACUUCCAUUACAUCAAGUACAGCCUGUCAGAGCUGUGCAUGGCUCUAGCAGAGAAGAAACCUCAUUUCUGCUCGUGUACUUCAGGUGAAGACAAAAAAGACUGUCAUGCAUCCCUCACUAUUCCUCUGGAUUCACUUCCAUUCAGUGAGAAAGUGGCAGUAGCAAAGGAUGAGACAGUCAAUUUACAUGUGAAGUCAAAUGACUGGUCCAGAAACUUAGAUGUUCGCUUGGAGUUUGAUCUAUGUACAGGGGAGAAAAAUUUCCUACAGAAAAGGAAGAAGUUUGUGGCUUCUGCUCUGAAAAAAGCACUACAAUUAGAACAAGACCUACAAGAUCAUGAGGUACCAGUUGUAGCAGUGAUGACAACAGGAGGUGGCACCCGGGCAUUGACAUCUCUGUUAGGCAACCUGUUGGGUCUUCAGAAACUGGGUCUCUUGGAUGCUAUUUCAUACAUCACUGGGUCAUCUGGUUCAACGUGGACUUUGUCACAUUUGUAUCAGAGUGCUGACUGGUCGCACAAGGAUCUAUCAACACCGAUUGGAGAAGUCCGCAGACAUAUGACCAAGUGCAAGCUAAGCUGCUUUUCCCUGGAGAGCUUGAAAUACUAUGCAAAGGAGCUGAAACUACGGAAGCAAGAGGGAUACCAGCUCUCUAGUGUUGAUUUUUGGGGGCUUCUGCUGGAAAAAGCAUUAGACGAUGGGAAAAAUAACCACAAACUCUCAGAUGAGCAAGAGGCAUUGAGUCAGGGUCAAAAUCCCCUACCUAUCUACAUGAUCCUCAACAUCAAAGAAGAUUACAGCCUUUCAGAGUUCAAAGAAUGGGUGGAGUUCACCCCUUAUGAGGUUGGGUUCCUAAAAUACGGUGCCUUCAUUCGUGCUGAGGAUUUUGGCAGUGAGUUCUUCAUGGGUCGCCUGAUGAAGAAGCUUCCUGAGUCCCGAAUCUGCUUCAUGAAAGGCCUAUGGAGCAAUGUCUUUUCGUACAACCUCUUGGAUGCCUGGCAUUCGUCGAAUCCUACACAGAGACGCUCACUGAGGUGUACCCAACACAGCACUGUUGAUAUUGGAGAAGAGCCUUCUUCAUCAGACAGGAGACAUGAGUUGGAGACUUACUUGGUCACCCCUGAAUGUGGCAUCAUGGGCAUCAUUCGGCGGAUCCUGACAGAGCGGGUGAUGGUUUCAAAGUUCUACAACUUCCUGAAGGGAUUCCAGCUGCACAAUGAAUACCUUCAGAACAAAAACUUCUGCAUAUGGAAAGAUACUGUACUAGAGCAUUUCCCCAACCAGCUGACAGAAACAGCAGAGUUCAUGUGCCUGGCAGACACAGCGGGAUACAUUGACAUUAGCUACCCACCACUCAUGAGGCCAGAGAGGAAAGUGGAUGUUGUCCUGCACUUAAACUAUUCUUCUGGAUCACAGACGUUGCCUUUGGAAGAAGCAUCCAAAUACUUUCAAAAGCAGGGAAUCCCAUUUCCCAAAAUCCAAAUGAGUGAAGAAGAGAAGAAAAAUCUAAAGGAGUGCUACAUCUUUGAAGAUACAGAGACCCCAGAGGCACCGACUGUGGUGUUUUUCCCGCUGGUGAAUGACUCCUUCAGAAAGUACAAAGAGCCUGGUGUGGAGCGCAGCCCUGCUGAGAUGGCUCAGGGCAACGUGGAUGUUUCCACCAUUUUUUCCCCCUACUGCUUAAACAGCUUUACCUACACAGGAGAGGAGUUUGACAAGCUGAUAGAACUGACCAGCUACAACAUUCAGAACAACCAACAUCUGAUCCUUCAGGCUUUGAAUUCAGCCAUAGAGCAGAAACGCCAGCACAAAAAAUAAGUACUCGCCUGAGUUUCAGGAAGAUAUCUGCAUGAUUUUUUUUUUUUAAAUUCUUCUCUGGAGAGGAAUCAAGAACUGUCUUCAAAUGAGCAUAGUAGACUUUGGAAAGUAAAGACUUGUCUCAGGCUGUGGUUCCUCUCUACCACAUGGUGAUCUUAGAUCAACCAAUCAAACAAAAUAAUGAUUAGACUUGCACUUUAUUUAUGUUGGAUUUCACUGCUGCUGAACGUUUUUUUUUCCCUGCAUAUACGUGCAUAUGCAGUAAAUUGAAGGUCAGAAAAUAUUGGAUUUAUUGAAAAGUUUUUGAAAUGCAUGAAUCUGGGACAGCAGUGAAAAUUCCUUCAAAAUUUAUUAUACUGAUGGAAAUUGUAUGUGAAGUGAACACAAAUGAGCUAUGGAUAUUUAAUUUAUUCCAAAUCUAGUGCAACAGAAAAAUACAUGAUAAAUGUGGACAAUUUCAAAGAACAUGAAAACUAUAUUUUCCUAUAAUGUCAGGAAGGAAUUUUUGCUAGAAAUAACAUGCCAAGCUAAACAUAAAAGAUAAUCUGGGACUUCACGUAAAAAAUACACAUUUUCUAUACUUUUGAAUUUAAAAAUUUUAUUACACCAGCAGUAUUCAGCUUUUGAAAAUCUCUUGGAAACUACUCUUUCAAACCAUUUUGUAAGUCAGGAUCACCUCUUCCAGUGCAGUUAUAGCUAUCUAAUCCACGGUUCUACUUUCCACUGAACUUUCAUGGUAUUUAGAUGAUCCAGCUCAGCAUCCACAUCCUGCUAAUUUCAGCAGUUUUCAUAGUGUUUCUUGUUAUUAUAAGAUGGGAUGCUCUGAGAAUUAAAACAUCACAAACUGAGAGGCUUUGUGGUCAGAAGGCAAGCUAAGUGUUUUACACUGAUAUCCAUGCGUAAUUAAUGGGAAAUCACAUAACUUUGUGAGUCCCUGCUUGUCUAAAAGUAAGUUAGGAUAUAUGUGACUACUAUAAAUAGUACAAAGUAAUUUGUUGAAACUGCUUAUUUUUGAGAUGAAGACCAAAACAAUUAUUUGCUUUAGGAAGAAUUUUAAUAUGACAAAUACAUUGUAAACCUGUUUCAUUACAACAAAGAUACUAAUCUAAAAUAAAAAGAUAUAAUGCUUCA
Messenger RNA from Taeniopygia guttata (zebra finch), 3685 nucleotides. RefSeq names its product cytosolic phospholipase A2 epsilon. The record is from RefSeq and is a predicted model, not a curated record. Gene Ontology annotation, molecular function: calcium-dependent phospholipid binding; calcium ion binding. Gene Ontology annotation, biological process: glycerophospholipid catabolic process. NCBI's taxonomy places the organism in Eukaryota, Metazoa, Chordata, Aves, Passeriformes, Estrildidae. Gene Ontology annotation, cellular component: cytosol.